Messenger RNA from Verticillium nonalfalfae, 816 nucleotides. RefSeq lists its product as uncharacterized. NCBI's taxonomy places the organism in Eukaryota, Fungi, Ascomycota, Sordariomycetes, Glomerellales, Plectosphaerellaceae. The record is from RefSeq and is a predicted model, not a curated record. Bases 1 to 816 code for a protein of 271 amino acids. The transcript has a single exon.
AUGGAUCUCCUCUCGACAGUCCGCAAAUCCGGCUCCCGCGGCGGCGUCAACUUCAGCUGGGACGACGUCUCGACAUCUACCCACCGCGAGAACUACCUCGGCCACAGCCUCAAGGCCCCCGUCGGCCGCUGGCAAAAGGGCCGCGACCUCAACUGGUACGCCAAGGCCGACGACGACAACGACCCCAACGCCGACCCCGCCGAGACGGACCAGGAGAAGAGCGAGCGCCUGCGCAGGGAGGAGCUGCGCAAGAUCAAGGAGGCCGAGGAGGAUGCCCUCGCCCGCGCCCUGGGCCUGCCCGUCGCCCAGCGGGACACCAGCGGCGCCAACGCCGUCGAGGUCGGCCCGUCGCGGAGGAUUGGUGCCGCGGGGCCGCCUGAGGAGGCUGCGCCUGUGAAGGCGGGCCUGCAGGUGAAGGAGGAUCGCAGGGAGGGGCGCGAGAGGAGGCACAGGGACCACGAUGAGAGGAGGGAAAGGCGGAGACAUCGCAGUCGGAGCCGCGAUCGGGAACGCGACGGGCGUCACAGACACAGGGAUGACGAGAGGCGGCACGAGAGGCCACGACGGACGGAUGAGAGGCGGAGGAGCCGCAGCCCUGAUCGCGAAAGGCGGCGACACCGUGACGGCGAUCGAGAUGAGGAUUCUUCUCGGCGACACAGACGAGACAGAGACCGCAGCCGCAGCCGCAGCCGCGACGGCGGCCGAGACAGGCAGCGGGAGAGGCGAGACCACAAGAGGAGCAGGAGCAGGAGUCGCGAGCACCACCGGCAACGACCAAGAGAGCAUCAACAAAACUCGAAAGCGCGGGAUCAGUAA